AUGAAGACCACCUUGGUAUCUUUUCUACUCUUGAUUAUAUCCUUCUCCAUAAAUGGUGCUCCAAUCGAUCUUCCAGAAUCAGAGGUGUUACCUAUUGCCGUCUUGACUGCACCAUUGCCGAAUACUUCUUGGAAAGUUGGAACAAGUCAAACUGUGUCCUGGAGUUUUUCUCAAAAUGGCAUCUCCACAUUUAACGUCAAUUUAAUGAACCCUGGAAACCCACCUACACUUAACCGAAUUCUGGCUCUCAACACGGAAUCCAGUAUAGGAUAUGUUGGAAUCGUGGUUCCGUUAGAUGUACAACUCGGUUCUGGUUAUUCUGUUGAUAUCACUAGAGAUUUUGUUGUCUUGUCUACCGUUUACAACCUGACCAUCACUGACCAAGAUCCUCCGAUAAUCCCUUACUAUAUUUGA
Molecule: messenger RNA, 414 nt
Organism: Phycomyces blakesleeanus NRRL 1555(-)
Lineage: Eukaryota; Fungi; Mucoromycota; Mucoromycetes; Mucorales; Phycomycetaceae
Exons: 1
Coding region: 1-414 (137 amino acids)
Source: RefSeq, a predicted model, not a curated record